GCAUGUCCAUGUUAGCAGCGGUGGGACACAAGGAGGAGGAGGAAGAAGCCACGAAGGACCACACGACACUUUUAGCGAGAAAACUCACAAUGACGCGCUUAAAAAGAGUCGUAUCGCCGGGACGCCAUGAAAGACUCGUGAAGAAGUAACGUGGUGACUUUUCUUCUCCGACCCGAGCUCAACUUUGUCCAACAUGCAGAAUGUUUCAUCUCCCGAUGUCCCCGCAGCCUCCUCGCAGCAUCAGUGCGGAUCAGCUGACUUCUUGUCUUCUCCUCGCCUGCUAAAGAAGGGACAAUGUCACGAGAAGGCCGCCAUCAAGCCGCGUCACCAGACCACCACCUCGCCCAGACCUCCUGCUGCGCAGAAACCUCAAGUGCCCCCUAAACCUGCACACCUGCUGGCUCUGGGGCAGGACAAGAAGCCCAAGAGGAUCCCUCCAGCGCCCUGCAGGCCUCUGCCGGCUCCGCCUCCUCCACCCAAACCCAAGUCGGGCGCCGCCAGGGAGGUGCAGAAGGUGGGGCUGCUCAUCGAGCGCUUUGAAAACUCCAGGGUGCCCAUCUUGGGGGUGGUCCCCCGCUCCCAGCUGCACCUGAGUCUUAGGAUGGACCCUGCGUCCGACGCCACUCCCUGCUGUGAGCAGGACGUGGUUGAAGACAAACUCCCAGCAUGCAUCUCCGCAGACCUGGCGUCCGUGCACGGCGACGCCCCCGACGAUACCCCGCCGGAUGUGGAGGUGGACAUCACGCACGGUUGCCUUGACGACGACGCCUCGCCCCGGGAACUCUCGGACCGUCCCGACUCUUCGGAGCAGAUGAAGAUUCCCAACCGGGACAGCGGCAUCGACAGUCCGUCGUGCGCCGCGGAAGGGGAGGCCUUCCCCAACGAGGACGCCAUUGACGAGGAGGAGCGUUACGACAGCGUGACGGAAACGGAGAGCGUGUCCUGUUGCGUCGCCCCGGGCAACAAGCGCGACUCCACGCAGGACGAGGACAGCGACCUGGACGAGGGCAGCGGCGGAGAGGCGGGCUCGCUCUCGGAGGCGCCGGCCGGGUAUCUGGCGGAUGCGCACAAAUGCUCCGAGGCCCAGAGGCUGCUGAACAUCGCCAAAGAACUCCUGCACACUGAAGAGGCGUACGUGAAAAGGCUCAACCUCCUGGACCAGGAGUUUUGCACUAAGCUGACAGAAGCUGGAAUCCCUCAGGACGUGAUUACGGGAAUCUUCUCCAACAUCUCCUCCAUCUACUGCUUCCACCACAAGUUCCUGCUGCCCGAGCUCAAGACACGCAUCACUGGAGAAUGGAAGUCCAACCCUCGUAUCGGCGACAUCCUGCAGAAACUUGCACCCUUCAUGAAAAUGUACGGCGAGUACGUGAAGAACUUUGACCGAGCGAUGGACCUUGUCAACACCUGGACUCAGCGCUCCUCCCAGUUCAAGAGUGUUGUGCAGAACAUACAGAAAGAGGACGUGUGUGGGAACCUGACCUUGCAGCACCACAUGCUAGAACCGGUCCAGAGGAUCCCGCGUUACGAACUCUUGCUGAAAGACUACCUGAAGAAGCUGCCGGACGACGCCCUCGACCGCAAAGACACGGAAAAAGCGUUGGAGUUAAUUUCCACAGCAGCAAAUCAUUCCAACGCAGCCAUCAAGAAGAUGGAGAAGAUGCACAAGCUGCUGGAGGUGUACGAGCGUCUGGGAGGCGAGGAGGACAUCGUCAAUCCUGCCAACGAGCUCAUCAAGGAAGGUCACAUCAAGAAGAUGUCGGCCAAGAACGGAACAGCACAAGACCGAUACCUCUACUUGUUCAACAACAUGCUGCUCUACUGUGUGCCGAAACUGCGACUGAUGGGACAGAAGUUCAGCGUCAGGGAGAGGAUUGACAUCGCUGGCAUGGAGGUGCAGGAGAACGUGAAGCAGAAUCUUCCUCACACCUUUGCAAUUAUUGGCAAGCAGCGUUCACUGGAACUUCAAGCCAGGACAGCUGAGGAGAAGGAAGAGUGGAUUCAGGUGAUCGGGGCCACCAUGGAGCGCCACAAACAGAACAGCGAGACCUUCAAUAAAGCCUUCAAUAACUCCUUCUCACGGGAGGAUGAUCACGCUCCUGAAUCACCGUGUGCCUGGUCCAACACGUCCAUGGACUCAGACGGUGAACGGCUCCAUGAAAGGAAGAGUUCCAGGAAGAAGGAGAAAGAGAAACAAACGUGCAAAGGCUGCAGCGAGAACUUCAACUUCACCAAGCGCAAACAUCACUGCAAGUCGUGCGGAGGAGCAAUCUGCGCCAAGUGCUCCAAGACCUUGGACAACAAGACCAGCCGACUGUGUCCCGAGUGUUUCCAGGCCAGCCUGGGUCUGGACCUCCUGGCUGUGGGCGGCGAGCAGAAGAAGAAAGCAGCGCCUGAGAGACAACUUUCACUGACGGGGGAAAACUGCUUGCUGUGCGCUCACCUCCACGUGCAGGAGAAAGGAAAGACUUGGACUAAGAUGUGGGCGGCGGUCACGAAGGCGGAGCCUCUUGUGUUGUACCUGCAGAGUAGUGGACAGGAGCUGAAAGGUGCUCGGGCCGUUCCUCUGCCGGGGUUCGAGGUGACGGCGGUGUCGCCGUCGGCAAGCGAGAGGUCGGAGGUCAGACACGCCGUGCGGCUCAGUCACAGCCAGCAGACUUUGCUCCUCGCCGCUCAGGACGCGGAACUCCAGGCCAAGUGGGCGGAGUUUCUCGCCAAAGCGUCCCGAGGCGAAACGCCGGCGGAGCUUUUGACGAACCAGACAGAGGACAGGAAGAGCCAAUAGUGGACUCACGGACUCUAAGCCCCGCCCCCUCCCUCUCACCUUCCUCUGUAAAAGAGCACACCUUACUUGAAUUUGCUUACCUUGGCACUUUUUGUUUACCGGACACGACAAGGCCGUCCUUCCUGUACGCCACUUCCUCCUCGCCAUCAGCUCACCACCGCCACAUCCUCCUCGCCAUCAGCAAGUUGACCUUCAUGGAAAAACCGUUCAUUGUUCCAAAGCUGCAAAUUGUGUUGUUUUUUUUAAAAUAUUUUUCAUCUUGACUCUUAAAAAAAAGCAUUAAGUCCUGGUGUUCUUUUUCCAUCACGUGAAAGUGUGUGUGUGUGCGUGUGUGUGUGUGUGUGUAUGAAACAUUUUGAGAGUUGCGUGUCAUCGAUGUGUGUGUGCUGAGACACAGUAGCAGUUGAGUAGUAAUAUUAUUGUACAGUAAGUCUAUUAAAUUGUGAUGUAAGAAUAAGAAAGUACAUUUUAAGUUAAAAUAAAAAAUCAAAAAAUGAA
Molecule: messenger RNA, 3283 nt
Organism: Nerophis ophidion (straightnose pipefish)
Lineage: Eukaryota; Metazoa; Chordata; Actinopteri; Syngnathiformes; Syngnathidae
Gene: fgd
Product: faciogenital dysplasia
Exons: 19
Coding region: 194-2785 (863 amino acids)
Biological process (GO): filopodium assembly; cytoskeleton organization
Cellular component (GO): cytoplasm
Molecular function (GO): metal ion binding; guanyl-nucleotide exchange factor activity
Source: RefSeq, a predicted model, not a curated record